Molecule: messenger RNA, 2096 nt
Organism: Eleginops maclovinus (Patagonian blennie)
Lineage: Eukaryota; Metazoa; Chordata; Actinopteri; Perciformes; Eleginopidae
Exons: 2
Coding region: 282-1064 (260 amino acids)
Source: RefSeq, a predicted model, not a curated record
AAUAUCGCUGCGACAAUCAGCAGCCUGGAUGUCACUGUCCAACCAGUAGCCCCGCCCCCUUGGGGCGAUAUCAGUCAGAUUGAAAAUCGCCCCAGGCGCUCUCAUAGACUUACAUGUUGAGACUCGUUUUUUCAAAAAUCGAACGAUACAAUGCAUUUCUAUGGGCUCCGGGGGGGCUUGCCCUAACGUGAUUUCGUCAUACGCAGUUACGCACUGAUGCGUGCUCGGACGUACAGUGCGCGCGUCUGGCGGUCUCCGCCGAAUCGGCGGUCGAUCGGCGGAUGAUUCGGCGGCGCCGAAUCAUCAUGGCUGGCAACUGCAAUUCCAUCGUUUCCCUGAGGGAAUUACCGUUCAGUCGUCGAAGCAAUGCGGAUAAAUUGGCUGUUAAAGAAUUGGGACCACCCAGACCAAAUUUAAACAUCAAGCAGGUGUCAACAAAAGCGGGGAAAACAUACAGCCGCGGAUUUUCCCGGAGCUGGUACGAGCGGAAAACAUGGCUAGCAGGUUGUGAAGUGGCUAACGCUCUGUUUUGCUACCCCUGUGUGCUAAUCCACCCGGAUGCCAACACUGACACCGCCUGGACAAAGACGGGUGUCACUGAUAUGCACCACCUCUCAGAAAAGGUGAAGAAACACGAAGCAUCGAAGAUGCAUAUGGACAGCUGCCUAAAACUGUCGGCAUUUGGGAGAGUGAACAUUGCCACACAGCUGGAUGAGAGCUACAGGAUAGCCGUGCGCCGUCACAACGAUGAGGUGAGCAAGAACCGGCACAUCCUAGGCCGCCUUAUCGACUGUGUGAAAUUCUGUGGCGUGUUUGAGUUAGCUCUGAGAGGCAAGGAUGAGAGUGAGGGGUCCAGCAACGCGGGGAUUUUUCGUGGACUGGUUGAUUUAGUGGCGUCGCUGGACGAGGUGUUUGAGGAGCACUUAAGAACGGCCACAGUCUUUAAGGGCACAUCAAAGACGGUGCAGAAUGAGCUGCUGGAUUGCAUGGCAUCUGUCAUCAGAGAGCGUAUCGUGGAGGAGCAACGGCCAGCUCCAUUGCCGAUGCAAUUUUGGAGAGACUGAAUAGCGUUUUCACUGAUGAUGAUAAGUGUAAACUCAUUGCGCAAGCCUACGACGGUGCCAGUGUGAUGAGAGGAGAGAGAGCUGGUGUGCAGCAAAAGGUACGAGAAGAGUACAAAAAUGCCCAUUAUUUGCAUUGCUACGCACACCAGCUGAAUUUGAUCAUGCAGCAGGCCACUUCACACAUCUCAGCAGUGAGAGUUUUUUUCUCUGACCUUGGUGGGAUUUCCAGUUUUUUUACCCGGUCACCCAAACAAUCCUUUGCCAUUUUGGUUAUUCUCCGAUCCCUUCGAAUAGUUGUUUUUCUUUUUCUUCCUCACCUGGUGGUGAUGGUUUUGGCUGCCAUUUUAAAGCGUUUGAUAUCAUUUUAGCUGAACAGCCUAUCAUUUUCUGCACUUCUUUAUAGGUUUUCCCCUCUUUUAUUAAUUUCUUAAUCAAAGAAUGCUCUUCUUCUUAACAGUGUCUUAAACAACCCGUUUUACUCUGUUUUUCAAGGACAAAUGCACAGCCAGCAUAUGCAGCAUCAGUUGCCUUGAUCCUUGAAUAGGGGCCAUCUGUUUAACACCUAUUUUUUUUCACAUAAUCAAUGACCUCAAUAGUUGAACCUGGCACUGCUAUUUUUUUGAACACGCCCCUUUCAGUAAAUGAUUCAGUUUCACAGAAUCAGCAGCAUGCACGUCAUGCCUGUUGGGUCUGUUGGUUUUCUAUACCUUUACUAAACCUGUAAACUGUAUAGUGGUAAAUGGAAUAUGUUCUGGAAAAUUUUGAUUAAUUACAGUUUUGAUUAUAGUAUAAUUUGAUUUGAUUAUUGCUAUGGCAUCCAUGAUGGCUAUAAAUUGUAGACUGUGCUAAAAGUGAUUUCAAGGGCAAACUAUUAGAUGACAAACUAUCUGUUAAUGUGUGUUUUAUUGUGGAACCAAAUGUAUUGUAUAUUUUAUGUCUGGGGUUGCAUCUAGUGGUUGAAAACCAAAUUAAACAAUGAGAUGUGACACUGUAAAGCUGGCUAUCUGACUUUUAUUUAUUAUUAUUUUACCC